Molecule: messenger RNA, 1404 nt
Organism: Closterium sp. Naga37s-1
Lineage: Eukaryota; Viridiplantae; Streptophyta; Zygnematophyceae; Desmidiales; Closteriaceae
Source: the annotation of a GenBank genome assembly
AUGGCGUCCCUUCAGCCGUUCGAUUUGACGGAGUUUCUGCAGCUGAAAGAGGCUGUGCGUCCCGAGCAAGCUGAAAAUGCCGCAGGGCAGACGGCCGCCGCGGUGCUCCCCGCGUCCGUGGCGGAAACAUGCCGCGCGAUGGCGGAGUGUUUGCGCGCAACAAGCGCGCUGAUCGUGCGCGACCCGCGGUGCGCGCAGGCGGACAACGACCGGUUUCUGGACAUGAUGGAGUCGUACUUCGCGCAGCCCAAGGCGACGAAGCUCGCGCACUCACGGCCGGAGCUGCACUACCAGUUGAAAGAGGCUGUACCCCCCGAGGGCGUGGAGAUGCCGCAGAGCGCGCUGGACGAGGCGGUGAAGGCGCGCAUGGCGCAGCUCCGCGCGCACAGCGGUGUGCUUCCCCUGACACCCGCAUCUCUCUGCCCUCUGUUUCCUGUGUGCCCGCCGUCCCCGCACCUCCGCUCCCAAUCCCCCACCCCGUUCGCUCGCUUGGGGACCCCUGCCCCUCUUCCCCCUCCUUCCCCCGCGCAGGUGGGAGUGACCCCCGAGGGCGUGGAGAUGCCGCAGAGCGCGCUGGACGACGCGGUGAAGGCGCGCAUGGCGCAGCUCCCCGCGGACAGCCGCCCCCACGCGCCCUCCGGGCCCGACUGCAAGUGGCGCUUCAUGUGGCGCGUCGGUCCCCGCCCAGCGCACACCAGAUAUCAGGUGAGAGCAGAGGAGAGUGGGGGAGGUCCCACGCGCACCAGAUAUCAGGAGCUGAACGCGAGUCCAGUGGUGCCGGAGGGGUUCCCUCAGUGGGCGUCGGUGAUGGAUGGGUGGGGAUGUAAAAUGACGGCUGCCGUGGAGGCUGUGGCGGAGAUGCUGGCAAUUGGAUUUGAUCUGCCACAGGACUCAUUCACCACUCGCAUGCACAUGGGCCCACACCUCCUCGCCCCCACAGGCAGCGACCUGGGAGAGCACGGCUCCCCUGGAACAGUCCUGGCGGGGUAUCAUGCAGAUCUCAACUUCCUCACCAUCCACGGACGGUGCAGAUUCCCCGGCCUCCGCAUCUGGCUGAGGGAUGGCACCUGCUGCCGUGUCUCGGUGCCUGACGACUGCCUGCUUCUGCAAGCAGGGAAACAGAUGGAGUGGCUGACGGGAGGAGAGGUAUCGGCGGGCAUGCAUGAGGUGGUGGUGGAUGAGGGCACAGUGGCGGCGGUGCAGAGAGCACAGCAGCAGGGAUGCAGCCUCUGGCGUGUCUCCAGUACGGUGUUUGCGCACAUUGCGUCGGAUGAGGUCCUCACGCCCAUUGGCCACUUUGCAACUAGCAAGCUGGCGCCUAGUUUUCCACCCAAGCCUGCUGGAGAGUUUGUGGAGGAGGAACUCGCAGCCAUUCAGUUGAAAACCACCAGUGGAGGUGGCUGA